UUUUAAUAUACUUUCAUAUUUUAAAAAGUAGUUUUUCAAGCAUACUUACACUGAAACAAAAUCAUGCACACAGAUAUGGAGACGCACAUAGAUACACACAAAAUCUCCUGUAGGGCUGAAAUGCAAGUGGAUAGUUCAUUUGCCUCCAUAGAAUUUAUAUUUGGAAGCAGAGAUCCCAAUGAGCUGACAGGUCCCUGGAAUGCCCAUCCGGAGUGCCCAUCCCUGCACUGGAGUUAUGUCUAAUGCUCAUUCUUACACAUGACCUCCUUUUCACUCCAGUUGGCCUUGCGCUGUUACUUUCUGCUGCUCCAGUGGGCUGAGUGCAUGAGCAGCAUGCAAGGGAUGGCAGAGAGAAAAAUCAGAGGUGGCUGCUUGUGGAGUGACACACCCCCUGUUAUUUGGUGUCUGGACGUCAGCAAGUGGGGAGGGAGAAAGAUUGGAAGUGCUUCUAGCUCAGUGACUGUCAGCCCAGUGUAGCAGCAGCAGCACAAGGAGAGGGGGAACACACAGAAGGAUAAUAUCACAUUAGAGUUUGUGCAUGCAACAGACUGCUGAGCGCAUCACUACAAGUAGCAACAACAAGAAUGGCUGCAACAGGUCAACCGGCAGAACGGGGAAUGUACUUUAAGACACAUCAUUAAUUUGAUGGAUGCACCCCUAUUAUAUCAUAUGAUAUAUGAAGGCUUGAAGAGGAAAAUGCUUUCCAGCAGCAGCCAAGCUACAGACCUGCCAGGCAAAGGAGCCUAUUAGCAAGCCCGGCACUGUGAGGAUUGUUGGGCUGUAGCUUUUUGUUCAGCCAACCUGUAGCUGAGGUGAGAAUCCGGAUCCCCAUACUAACAGUGACCAGGGGAGGGGGCUGGUCUCCGCUUGAACUGGGAGACAUGACUGUGGUUUCAGGAGAUAAUGUGGAUGAGACGCUGGUGUCCCUGGGUGCUCUGGGUCAGGAGGGUUAUGAUGCAGACAGAGCCAACCAGGACUGUUGUGAGAGGGUGGUCAUCAACAUCUCUGGCCUUCGGUUUGAGACCCAGUUGAGGACCCUGUCUCAAUUCCCCAAAACCUUGCUUGGAGAUCCGAGGAAAAGGAUGCGCUUUUUUGACCCCUUAAGGAAUGAAUACUUUUUUGAUCGCAACCGGCCGUCUUUCGAUGCCAUAUUGUACUAUUACCAGUCAGGAGGAAGGCUCCGUAGACCAGUCAAUGUCCCCGUUGACAUCUUCUUGGAAGAAAUCAAGUUCUAUGAACUGGGACAGGAAGUGAUUGAAAUAUUUCGGGACGAUGAAGGGUUUAUCAAGGAAGAAGAGCGACCUUUGCCUGAGAACGACUUCCAGAAGCAGGUCUGGUUGCUUUUUGAAUACCCUGAGAGCUCAGGACCUGCCAGAGGCAUUGCUAUUGUCUCUGUCCUAAUCAUCCUCAUCUCCAUAGUCAUCUUCUGCUUGGAAACUCUCCCUGAAUUCAGGGAGGAAGCCAGGCAGGCUAGUGGGCAAACUGCGGUCAAUGGCACGCGCACAUUCAGCAACAGCCCCUUCACUGACCCUUUUUUUCUCACUGAGACACUGUGCAUUAUCUGGUUCUCCUUUGAGCUUCUGGUGAGGUUCUUUGCUUGCCCAAGCAAGCCAGCUUUCUUCAAGAACAUGAUGAAUGUUAUUGACAUUGUGGCCAUAAUCCCAUAUUUCAUCACCCUCGGCACUGAGCUGGCUGAGCAACAGGGCAGCAAUGGGCAGCAGGCAAUGUCCUUGGCUAUUUUGAGGGUCAUCCGCCUGGUACGAGUCUUCAGGAUAUUUAAACUCUCCAGGCAUUCCAAAGGACUCCAGAUCUUAGGAAAGACACUUCAGGCCAGCAUGAGGGAAUUGGGGCUUCUCAUAUUCUUCCUCUUUAUCGGUGUCAUUUUGUUCUCCAGUGCAGUUUAUUUUGCAGAGACAGAUGACCCUGAAUCAUUGUUCACAAGCAUACCUGAUGCGUUCUGGUGGGCUGUUGUGUCCAUGACCACUGUUGGCUAUGGAGACAUGUACCCUAUGACCAUAGGCGGAAAGAUAGUGGGAUCUCUAUGUGCCAUAGCUGGGGUAUUGACCAUUGCCUUGCCAGUUCCUGUUAUAGUAUCAAAUUUUAACUAUUUCUACCACAGGGAGACUGACCAUGAGGAGCAGUCCCAAUACACCCAUGUGACAUGUGGCCAACAACCAUCCUCCUAUGGAGAACUAAAAAAGAGUGAGAGCAAGCAGUCAUUUAACAGAUCAGACUUCAUGGAAUCAGAGGAAUUAGAUGACAUGAGAUAUGGCCACUACACUGCAAACCAACACUAUGCAGAACCCAAAAAGCUAACAGAUGUAUGACCUGUUGUUGUUCAGAUCUUGAUUUUCUUCUAGAUGGGCCAAACAGGUGAGCGAGUACAAAGUACUGUCCAAUAGCUUGGCUCUGAAAAGCAUACAGCUGUUCAAGGUGUUAGAGUUUAUAGCAGCAGAGGGGAAGCUAACUGUGGAGCGUGGCAUACUGUUGGGUGACUGUGAUAUGUGCUCCAUCAAGAUCUUAAACAAAUACAAAUAAUAACAAUACCCCAACAUAUCUACCUUACAAACCAAGGCAACUGUAUGAAUGAAAUAGUUCUGCCCCUCCAGUACAGGGACUAUCCUGUGUGAUUUGCUUGGCACUGGGUGAAGACGCCGAAGGAUUAGUAUUUCUCAUGGAAUAUAAUUCAACCAAUUCCAUGCCUGCUGCAUCAUUUCUAUGGUAUUAACAGCUAGCAAUGGAUAUAUGCAACGGUGCCAUGUCUUUUGUACAGUGGAAACCCUGCUUAACAACAGUAUGUUCUAUCAAGGACUGAAGAACAGCUGUGAUUGAGAGCCAACAAAUACAAACAACAACGUAGUUCCCAUUUGGAUACCCCUGGCUCGGUCUUGACCCUCUACAUGGAUGGGUGUUUUGUGGGUUCUUAUUUAAAAGCACUUUAUAGCGACACAUUCAUUCAUGGAAACUCCCCACACCCAAAAAGUAGGCAACAAAAUCUUUAUUGGUUCAUAAUCUCACCUCAAUGUAGAAGCAUCUGCAAUUUUUUGCACAUAUAUUUUUUUGUUUACAUCGAUGCCGGUGCUGGCAUUCAAACCUUUCCCUUGGCUGCUGGAGAUUCCAGAACUUCUCUCUAGCUGGGAAAGGGUCACUUUAGUUGGAAUAUAUUCAAAUUAUUUUUUAUUUUAGCUACCAAAUAUUCACAUUUGUAAGUGCCUUCACGUGCAAGGUAAAAAUCCAGGGCGUAUUAUGUUCAGUUAUUUCAUGAAUUUACUAUGUAUUGUAUUCAGAGCUGUCUUUAGUAGUGGCCAAAACAGCACAGUAUUUAUGUAGGAGGGCAAGUUGAGCAAGAGUUACUAUCUUUCCCUACUGUUUACAUAUUGCCUAGUAGAACAUCGUAGAACAGGAUGGAGACGGCAGGGCAAGAUGGAGACAUUAUCUCUCUGUCUUCUGCAAUAUCUACCAUCUGCCACUCUCUUCCUACCUGUUCCUCACCUUUUGCACACUCUUUAACAGCAGGCAAAACAGCACAGUAUUUAUGUAGGAGGGCGAGUUAAGGAAGAGUUACUAUCUUGCCCUACUGUUUACAUAUUGCCUAAUAGUACAUAGUAUAACAGGAUGGAGAUGUCAGGGCAAGAUGGAGAAAUUAUCACUCUAUAUGCUGUGACCAUCUUUUUCUACAAUACCUACCAUCUGCCACUCUCUUCCUACCUGUUCCUCAUCCUUUGCUCACUCUCACAGCAGGCAAAACAGAACAAUAUUUAUGUAGGAGGGCAAGUUGAGCAAGAUUUGCCUCUUGCCCUACUGUUGACAUCUUGUCCUAACAUAGUAGAAAACGAUGGAGACAGAAGGGCAAGACUACGACAUUAUCAUUCUAUGUUCUCUGGCCAUCUUGCUCUACUGUACCUACCUCAACUGUUCAUUGGGACUUUAGGCAGUUACCCCCUAUAAAGGCAACUCUGAUGGAUAUAACAUUAAGACACUUUAAUGAAUAUGGACUGUGACUUUUUCAAAUGGACUUGUAGAAUAGAUGUAUUAAGGUCAACACAGUCCUCUGUAUAUAUCAAAAUAAAGUCAAUGGAAUCUUUAAAUUAUGAUGAAUUCAGUGGUUCCCAGAUCAAUGAUCCCUAAUAGACUGUGUUCUAAAGAUAACCGAGUCCUUUAGUCAGGUGAUGCCCUAUUGCACCCCUGAUGCACAGUGACUGGUGAGUUAUGCUGUAACAGUUUCAUUUAAAUAAAAAGCUAUAUAUGGGAACCAAUAGAUUGCUAUAUUCAUAUCAAGGAAACCAUUUGUUUUGCUCUACUUUCACUGUGUUUUUAUAGGUGCCUAGUAUUUUUUUUUCACGUCCCUUGGGGAAAAAAAAUACUUAAUCGUACUCCCAUUUAAGGAGAUGGGGGAAUGCUGCUUAAGUAAAAGGGAAAUGCCAUACUUCAUACUGCAGAGUGUUAUAUUGUCUUUAGUUCGACAUCUACAUGCAAAGAUUAGGAAUAAAUGCAUGUUAUUUAUCAUUGUCCUUUUCUUCUUAAUUUUUUAAGCCAUGGAACAUACACUUUAUUGGGUUACUGGGAAUGAUGUAUAAAUAUAGACCAUUAAAAUAUGUGUUUAUAAAAUA
Messenger RNA from Xenopus laevis (African clawed frog), 4610 nucleotides. It is a transcript of the gene kcna6.L, whose product is annotated as potassium channel, voltage gated shaker related subfamily A, member 6 L homeolog. NCBI's taxonomy places the organism in Eukaryota, Metazoa, Chordata, Amphibia, Anura, Pipidae. The transcript has a single exon. The record is from RefSeq and is a predicted model, not a curated record. Bases 882 to 2327 code for a protein of 481 amino acids. Gene Ontology annotation, biological process: transmembrane transport; potassium ion transmembrane transport; protein homooligomerization. Gene Ontology annotation, cellular component: membrane; voltage-gated potassium channel complex. Gene Ontology annotation, molecular function: delayed rectifier potassium channel activity; voltage-gated potassium channel activity; monoatomic ion channel activity.